UUUAUCUCCUGAGUGUGGACAAGAAUGACACGCAUGUUGCAGACGUAAACAUCGAGGCAGCCGGGCAAGGUGAGCAACGAUGAAGGUGCAUAGAAUGUUGGCCUCGACGGGCAAAAUGUGCCUUCCCUCGAAAGACUAUUCGCCUUCCAUUGGGCCUCAACAGCCUCACAUAGCUGUAGCCCGGAACCAGGCGGUCCAAGACCCCUAUUUCUGUUGAGUUGUUGGGUACGCCACCCGCCAACAACCUCAAGCGUGAACCUGUCGACACGCCAUGACGAAGCAGUGGGAGAGGUACCGAGAAAUCAUCAUUGCCGAAUACAAGGGCCAAAACAAACCGCUCCACGCGGUCCAGCGGAUAAUGAAGGAAAAAUACGGCUUCAAGGCAUCCACCCGCGCAUACAGAUCUCGCUUGGAUAGAUGGGAGGUCCACAAGUAUGCGCGUCGCAAGCGCAUACGCUCCAUGAGCCCGAGGCGAGGGUCCAUAUCAGGUGACGCUGGGGGCCCGUCGCUGCGGCAGAGUCCCGAUGUCGAGGAAAGCAGCGCCCGCGCAGCGUCGCCAACCACUCCGACUGACUUGCGGAGCCCAGACCUUUGUGGUCUCGGGCCGAUGGCUGGGUUUCAGAGGACCAGCUCUACCAACCUCGUCGAACCACGAAUCCAAUAUGAUCAAUUCACGGUGUCUCCUCACGCCGCCGCGUUCCAGAAUACGGCAUUUCCAUCAGGCCAUUUCGGCCCCCGUAUUGAUUCGUUCGACCAGCAAGGGUUCGGUUGCUACCCGCCCAGCCCACUGUCCCUCCCUCGGCAAGCACCCAAGGAAAGAAUGAUUGCCAUGCCAGACAGGACCACGCUGCUUCAUCGCAACAACUCGACUGGCAUAUAUGGUGCCUAUGGGUACUCGAUAGACCUCCUCAACUCUGGCGGGUAGCAGUGACGUGAUGACUUGGACUCAGUGAGCAAGC
Messenger RNA from Canariomyces notabilis, 959 nucleotides. RefSeq lists its product as uncharacterized. The coding region runs from base 272 to 925 and encodes 217 amino acids. Lineage: Eukaryota; Fungi; Ascomycota; Sordariomycetes; Sordariales; Chaetomiaceae. The transcript has 4 exons. The record is from RefSeq and is a predicted model, not a curated record.